AUGCGGCUGUUAGCUAUCCGCACUGCCUAUGCGGCAGUCUUUCUGGCGUGUCUGGCGACGGCGGUUGCACAUGGAGACGACGAGCAUUCGGAUAUGGACAUGGGGAUGAGCAUGGAUAUGAACUCCGAUCCUGUCGCGACGUCGUCGCCAACGACGCCUGCGAAUAGCGAAGGCCCAAUGAGCUACUUUGCGUACGGGAAGCAUUCGGGUGCCAUCAUGGUCCACAUUGCGCUGAUGAUGCUGGGCUGGUGCAUCGUUCUUCCAGCAGCUGUCAUGCUUAGCAUUGGACGUUCACGACUUGCGCUCCCGUCGCAGUUCCUCUUCUUGCUGUUCAAUGCGUUCGGUCUCUUGCUCGGCAUCAUCUACAACAGCCAGACUCCUGAUCUGUACGAGAACAAUGCACACCACAAGAUUGGCUGGAUCGCGACGUGGGUUAUCAGCGCUCAGGUUAUUCUAGCUCUGAUCUUUGCAUAUGCCGGCCGCGGCGAGUCAAACGCGGACAAGACCUCUUACGAGCAUGCUUCUUUCUUGCCUGUCGCAACAGACGAGCAUGAGCACACGUUCUCGACGGGUCCGAUGCACGAGUACCGCUGGUCCAGAGACAGUGGCCAGGGCACUGAGCCGAACUCACCGGACCACAGUCCCGGAUCGCCCUCUUUCGAGUCACCCUCUGAAUGCGAUGGCUUUGAGAAGCCGGAAGAAGACCUUCCGGCGCAGCCGGCCGCGCCGCGCGGGUGGUUGCACAGCACCUUUGUGGACCGUUUCCUGUCGAAUCGCGUUCCGGGAAUGGUUUCCAACCGCGUCCUGCGCAUCUUCAACGGGGUGUACAACGUGAUUGAUCGCAUUAUUCUGCCAUUUGGGUUCAUGGCUAUUGCCUCUGGCGCAGUGACCUAUGGCGGGAUCAUGCGGCAAAGGGAGAUCUUCAAUGGUCUCGCUCACUUCAUCAAGGGUGGCAUCUUCUUCUGGUAUGGUGUCCUGACCUUGGGCCGCUAUGUGGGAUGCUGGGCAGAUCUGGGAUGGGCGUGGAACAUAAAGCCUCCCGCGUCAGUUGUUGGCUGGAAGGCCAAGGUUCCCUCUGGCGAGUUUACCGAGUCCUUUGUGAUUUGGUUGUAUGGUAUCACCAAUGUGUUCCUCGAGCACCUUUCCAACGCUGGUCGUCCCUGGUCUGCGACUGAUCUGGAGCAUGCCUCCAUUUCCGUGAUGUUCUUUGGUGGUGGCUUGGUUGGUAUGCUCUUCGAAUCUUCGCGUAUCCGUGAAGCUCUCAACAACACCAUCCUACGAUCUCCGGCACAUAGCUCUCGCGACGAGAAUUGGCAUGUUCCCAGAUCGCAGGGCGUGUCUCUCAACCCGAUGCCGGCGCUGAUUAUCCUGCUGUUGGGUAUGAUGAUGGGUUCACACCACCAGACCAGCAUGACCUCGACUAUGGUGCACAAGCAGUGGGGCAACAUGCUGGUGGGUUUCGCGCUGGCCCGUGGGAUGACAUACGUCCUGCUGUUCCUGCGCCCUCCCACCUCGUACUUGCCCGCUCGCCCACCGACCGAGAUUGUCGCAGCAUUCUGCCUGAUGUCGGGCGGUCUGAUCUUCAUGCUGAGCACGCGCAAUGUCAUCGAGGCCAUGGAGUACUAUGAUGUGGAUGCGAUGUUCACCUUCACGGUGGGCAUGGGAUUCACCGCGUUCGUCAUGGCGCUGGAGAUCCUCUUCAUCGCCUUGAAGGCCUGGGCUGUGAAACGCGAGCACCGUCCUCAGCUGGGCUACCGCUUCCCGUGA
Molecule: messenger RNA, 1767 nt
Organism: Penicillium daleae
Lineage: Eukaryota; Fungi; Ascomycota; Eurotiomycetes; Eurotiales; Aspergillaceae
Product: Ytp1 family protein
Exons: 3
Coding region: 1-1767 (588 amino acids)
Source: RefSeq, a predicted model, not a curated record